Fomitopsis serialis is the source of this 993-nucleotide messenger RNA. RefSeq lists its product as uncharacterized. Bases 1 to 993 code for a protein of 330 amino acids. Lineage: Eukaryota; Fungi; Basidiomycota; Agaricomycetes; Polyporales; Fomitopsidaceae. The record is from RefSeq and is a predicted model, not a curated record. The transcript is spliced from 7 exons.
AUGUCGAGCAUCAAGAAAGCCGCGCCCGUGAAUCCAUACCCUCGAAGCGCCAAGUCCCCCAACUCGUCAGCAAAUGGUGCGCCUAUGACCCCAGAGGUCGAUGACACUAGUACAGAAGGCAAGACACCUGCGCAACGUCAGCAAGAUCAAUCGGAGGUUCCGGAAACACAUUGGUUGAAACGGCCCCCAUCGGAAGGGAGCAGGAGACUGUCGUUCACCGAGGAGAAGGUUAAUCGAGUGCAGGAACGCGAGAAGCACGACGAGCAGGAGGAGAGGCAGCGCAAGGAACACAGAAAACGCUUGCAUGAUGAGGACCCAUUGCGCGAUAACUACGGCUAUCUCCCGCUGAACAUGUCCCAGGUCGAGCUCCGUACGUCCAUUUCCUUGCAGUCUAUUUGCAAGCCGGUACCUUCAUACAUGCGGGCGGCCUUCUCCGCAUUAGCUCCUGCCACUGGGGCGGGCAUCCCUCGAGGUGCCACUGUCAUGUUCUGCGGCACGGUCACAGACUUCAAUGUGACCACAGAAGCGGGCCAAAGCCUCGACAACGAUAUGCACAUUGAUGGCAACACGCCCGGGCUGUUGAUGUUUGGGCGACUUCCGUGUGGUCGUUUCGCUACUGGCGAUUUCGGCGACUCUAUCCCUGUGAUGCUGUCGGAGCAGACGAAGGUUGUCGCGUACGAGCGUAAUUUGUGCCUCCGAUGGAUCGUCGCAGACGAUAGAUGGUUCGAAGUCAAGCUGACCAGUAUCCCGGAUUUCUGGAGGCUGAACAGAUGCUUCGAAUACAACAACGUGACCACGACUCAUCAAGCCGCGUUGCUGGAAGGGGAGUUGGUCGCUUUGCACGACUUUUUACGGCAGAGCAUGGACCAGCAGUUGAUACACCCUGCUUGUCCCCGUGGCGUCCAUGGUUCGGCGAUCAUAGCGUGCUACGUCAUUUUGGGUAUUUGCGCGGUGAUAUUGUGGUCCUACUUCACUCAAUAUCUUUGGCACUAG